Messenger RNA from Mycena citricolor, 915 nucleotides. Lineage: Eukaryota; Fungi; Basidiomycota; Agaricomycetes; Agaricales; Mycenaceae. The record is from the annotation of a GenBank genome assembly.
AUGAUCUUGAAGCCAAUUCCGCCGAAGGAGUAUGACGGAUCUCCUAAUGCGGUAGCGUUCCACCGAUUUGUGAAAGAGGGAACAGCUUACCUAAAGCUCGGCCGCGUCCCCGCUGAUGAACAAACGUUCUACUUGUUGUAUUUCAUGUCUGGCCGUGCACGAGAGUUCUAUAACAGUCGCGUGGAAAAUGAUGAACAUACCUGGACGUUAUCAGACUUCUUCUGGGGUCUAUUCAACUUCUGUUUCCCUGUGAAUUUCCGUGAGAAACAGCGCUCGAAAUUGAAUGUGUGCAAGCAAGAUGACAAAUCUGUAUUAGUCCAUAAGGCCAAGUGGGAGCAGAUAUUUAAUACUAUUGGUCUGGAGGCAAACCAAGAGAAAGUGGUGAUGUUUUGUCGUAGCUUGAAGACGUCAAUUUGCAAGGAAAUGUUCCGCGCGAAUUUGGAUCCGGAAAUGUCGACUUGGGAUGAGGUUACUCGCAGGGCUGAAGCUGCUGAGGUAAUCGUGAAUAUUGACCUUGAGGAUGCCGACAGUGAUGUAGCUGAGGCGCCGAGACAUCAGCCCAAGUGGAAAAAAGAUAUCUUGGCUACAGAGAACGAGAAGCGCCGCAACGGAGGGCAAGCUUUCUCGGUGUCAAGUGCUGCUGUCAAAACUCCAAAGAAGGACCAGAACGAGAAGGCGUGGGACUACGUGAUGCGUGACGGCAAAAAGUUGCCUGCCAAGACUCGAGCUACGUACCUGAGCGAGGGACGUUGCUUCGAGUGUGGAGAACGCGGGCAGUUGUCUCGAAACUGCCCUGAUAUGAGUGCAAUGAAAUCGGAGAAGCCCGGGAAACCACCGGGUAUUGCUUCACACGCGAUCAAAAUUUCGCUUGCUGAGACCACUGAGACCGUGAAGGAAUCCUUUGAUGAUGAAUGA